AUGAUCAGAAAAUCCCCACCACCAUCGCCAACCACUGCUCAAGCUCUCGACAGCGCCGCACCUGAGCCCGAGCCCGACCUCGCCAUCCGCAUCGCGCACGCGAGCCCCCCCAACGACCAGCACCCUCGCCCGCCGUUGAACCGCUCUCCGCCCGCCUUCACCGAAAGCGAUGAAACGCCACCGCUGAGCCCUUGCCCAAGCCCGCCGGCAUCCACCGACGCUCCCACCGCAGACUCUGCGAGCGCCAGCGCCAGCGCUGUCCAUGACGCCGUAGCCGCCGGCGAGAGUGCUGCCGUUCCUCCUCCAGGGUCGGCGAGGACCGCGAGACCGUCGCCAGCCCCGGUUGCCGCGGAGCUGGAUCGCCUGAAGCAGGCCGUCCAUGCAAAAAUGGUCCUGAGUCAGCAGCGCGCUAAAUUGAGCAGCAUGGGUGGUGCACCUCCCAGUCCAAAGUUCAUGGGCGCCCGCAGGGUCUCUCCGAUCAAGGAAGAAUCCGAUACCAUAUCCCCCUCCCUCGAUGCUGCAUUCAGCAGCCCCAUGCCGACCGGCUCCCUCACCACCUCGACAGAGUCGACCGAAUCCUCCAAAACCGUCCGUGGCAGUGUCCCCGCUACCCCCGCCCAGAUGCCCUUGCGCACGCCUUCGUAUCCUUUCCCGUAUGUCCCUGGCACUCCGCGAACAUGGUCGUCCUCGUUCCAUCAGCCCUUCACCGCACUGUCCCCGACCGUUGGCGCAAUGGACAUGAGGGAAACCGGGACCCCACGGGACAGGCAGUUGUCGAGUGUGAGCACGCCGUUGGUAUCUGCUGCUUCUUUCAUGCCCCCGGGUGCCACGAUGCAAACCGCAGAGGAUCCGCAAUAUCCAACGCCGAACCUGUAUGAUUUGACACUGCUUUUGUCGUCGGAGCCUGGGUUGGACGCGUGGUGGAAAGUGGUCACGAACAUCAUGAGGGAUUGGUAUGGAGCAGAAAGGGUUACACUUGCCGUGCCUGCCGACCCAACAGAUAUCGAAAACGUUCCGUGGGGCCAAAAAGCUUCGUUCAAUUCAGUGGGAACUGUCAACCUAACCUCAUCUUUCAAGGCGACAGAACAUCCGCAGAGUAACGACGCUAGGGCUGAAGAGAGCAAGGGGAAAGAGGGCAAGACUGAAAACGUGGAUAUUUUCCAACAGCAGCAGCAGCAGCAGCAGCAGCAGCAGCAGCAGCAGCAGCAGCAAGAAACCCCUUCACGCAGAAUGCGCCCGAAGCUGGAAUCGAGGCAUUCGUUUGCUGGACAUGAGCGAACAAAAAAGGACAUGGCAGGCGAGCAAAGAACGUCUGGGCUCCCACUGAGGCCACGAGGCCCUAUGAGAACUGCGAGCCAUACCCCUCACCAAGCGGGCCAAAGUCACCCGAUGCCCCCGCAACGGGAUGUCCAAUUCUCCGAUCCCCCCUCCAUCUUCAUCCAGCAGCGUCUGAAAGAAUCCACAUUCAGUGACCCCGACUUCUCCAGUGUGGGCGAAGAAGUCCACAAAGGACCGUAUUGCCAAGUCUUUCCAGUUCUCCGGGCGCUGGACCACGAACCACAAGCCCUCAUCGAUAACUCUGGAAUCAACCGGGUAUUAGAGAGAGGGAAACUGGUCACGCUUACUCGGGAUUACUCAAGCAUCGAUAGCUCAAGGAGAGACUCAGGCGCCCAUUCGUCCAAGGACUCGCACGGCUCUCCAGAGACGCCAUCCGCAAACAGGCCACAAGCAACCCCCAAGGCAACUGACAUCCGCAGCCGAGCAGGCAAUGCAUCGCACUUCGCUGGCGAAGACUUUUACCGUUUCAAGCUCACGACACAGUACGAAGAAUACGAACAAUACCCUAGUUCACCAUGGGCACAAUCGCCUGCUCCAUCGCCUGCAAUCCAGGCCAAUCCAAACGAGAAUCCCUUUUUUGCAUCUGCGAAUGUGGACGAGGAAUCCUUCAAUCCGCGAGGCUCGGGGUCUGGCCCAGACUAUUCGGCACCCGUGGAAGCAAUUGGCAUUGACAGAGCCAGCACAGUCACGCACCUUCCUUUGAUCCAUCCCCUUUUGUCACAGGUGAUGCAACCCUUCGAAACAGACACUCCCGCCGAGACGCCGGCCGAAUCUCGUUUCUCGACCGUCUCCUCCGAACCUGCAGCCCCGAGGAAAGCACCAAUAGCCAUUGUGUCGAUGCUUUCUCCCAUGGUCCCGUAUCCGCAAAACCUGACGCAAUCACUAAAGCUCAUUGCGCCGCAUCUGGCAACAACUUUCUCCAAUGGUCUGCAUUACUCAUCGGCACACCGUACAGCGGUCGGUACACGCCACCAUCGUUACGGUUCAGGACAGAGCGCUACCUUUGGAGCGACCCCAGGUGACGCGGAAAGCCUUGACGAUCUGAUACACCUGGAUAUUGAUAUUACUGAUUCGGCAACGGGAAGCAUAACGAGCCCAUCAGAGUACUCGGUACGGUCGAAAAACAGUCCGGUGGGAUCAAUCGCUGGAACUCCCGGAUGGGAUCCUUCCGUCAUGGGGUUUUCAAGCAGCAAGCACUCUGUCGGCAAUACGCCAGGCCAUGUUCUUGGAAGUGAGGCCGUGGACAGCUAUUUCGACGCAAAGAAGAAAAUGGGUCCGAGCAGGGGAGAGGCGACUCUCAAGCCUGGCGGCGGCACGCCCCCUCCUGUGGAACAACGGAAUCCCAGCGGGCGCAAGGUCGUUUCAAUCAUGCCAAUGGAGGAGGAAGAUGUGACGCCGAGGCUGGAUCAGGCUCCGACGAGCCAGCCUCAGAGCAAGGAUGCAAAACAACCGUCCCCCGAGGCCAAGCUAUCUGGCAGCCCUACACGUUCUACACACCCCCGAAGACUAAGUCUCCACUUGAAACAGGAUCAAAUGGGCCGUAAUGACCAGCGCCACCACCACAGCCUCCUUCACUCUUAUGGCGCAGACUUUAGCUCAUCCUUCCAGUCGCUGCCUGCGGCCACGACGCCUGUGAAAACUCCCGCUCCUCAGUUCGGUCAUGGCCGGUCUCCCUCGAUAUCAGAACGGCAAGACAUGCCGCCUCCAUCGGAGCGCCUGCUUAGAACCAUUAUAGAUUCUUUACCAGUGCAGGUGUUCACUGCAGCCCCUUCGACUGGCGCUUUAACUUGGGUCAACACCAAAUUUUUGGUUUAUCGUGGGCAGGACUGUCGCCAGAUCUUGCAAGAACCUUGGGAAGGUAUCCACCCAGACGAUCGACCUGAGUACAUGAGCAUGUGGGGUAGGUGCUUGAAGACGGGCCAACAAUUUCAGCAGAAGGUGCGUGUACGUCGCUUCGAUGGCCAUUACCGCUGGUUCUAUGUCCGCGCAGCACCCCUCAAGGAUAAACGACAGAACAUUGUUCAUUGGAUUGGGACAAACAUGGAUGUGCACGAUCAACACCUUGCAGAAAUAAACGCAUCCAGACAACAAGAGACCGCUGCAUCGGAAGCCAAAUACCGUGCCUUGGCGAACUCAAGCCCACAGAUCGUGUUCGCUGUCAACAAGAAGAAGGGUAUCACUUUCUGCAACAGUCAAUGGCUGUCCUACUCGGGACAAACAGAAGAGGAUGCAUUGGGUCUCGGUUUCAUGGACUACGUUCAUCCGGAGGAUCUUGUCAAGUGCCGGUUGCCUGCGUUCGACAAGGAUGGCGAGAUGCCGAAGAACGUCCCGCUGUCCAUGCCUUCGGAGCUGAGGCGGUCGACUUCGGCAUCCAACGAGUCAUCCACCUCAGAUGAUGCCAGCACCAACAGAACAGUGACAAGUCCUGGUGGUUCGACCCCGUCAACAAUACACAUGCCCCAGACCAGACUCUCAAAGCUCGCAGAUACUGGAAUCCUAAAGGUCACCAGAGACUCCGAUGGACGACCGUCGUAUUCGACCGAAGUCCGCCUGAGAUCCAAAGAUGGCACGUACCACUGGCAUCUGGUGAGAAUCCUCCUUGCGGAGCCGGUCCUUCAGGGCGAGGAAGAAGAAGAAACGUGGUACGGAACGUGUACAGACAUCAACGAUCACAAGCUUCUUGAACAAACUCUGAAGGAAACCAUGGAUGCGAAGUCUCGUUUCUUGAGCAACAUGUCGCACGAGAUCAGGACGCCGCUCAACGGCAUCACUGGUAUGGUAAAUUUCCUCAUCGACAGCAACCUCACUUCAGAACAGAUGGAACACGUCAACAUCAUCCGCAACAGUACAGAAGGCCUUAGAGAUCUCAUCAAUGACAUCCUCGAUCUCUCCAAGGUUGAGGCCGGCAUGAUCACCCUUGCAAUGGACUGGAUGCAUGUCAGAUCGCUCAUUGAGGAAGUCAAUGAUCUAACUUCUGCGAUGGCAAUAAACAAGGGCCUGGAGCUGAAUUACAUUGUAGAAGAGGACGUUCCUUCGACGGUCAAAGGAGACAGAUUCCGCAUCCGCCAAGUAUUGCUCAAUGUUGUUGGAAACGCUAUCAAGUUCACGCAGCGCGGAGAGGUCUUCGUUCGCUGCAGAAUUGCGGAGAAUCAGGACAAUUCCAUUCCAGGCAAAGAAUCCCUCGUCCAAUUUGAUGUCAUUGACACCGGCUCCGGGUUUACGGAGAAGGAAGCAGAGUUCUUGUUUAAACGGUUCAGUCAGAUCGACGGCAGCAGCACUCGACAACAUGGUGGCACUGGUCUCGGUCUGGCGAUAUCGAUGCAGUUGGUGGAACUCCACGGUGGAAAGAUGAAGGCAAGCAGUGUUCCUGGCAAGGGCUCCACGUUUACUUUCACAAUCAAAUUCACCCUUCCUUCGGAGGUUGAGCAGCCCCCGCCUGAAGCUCACAAUCCAAUUGCCACGACGAUUCCACCGCCCGAGAGCGCUACCAUGCUCUCGCCGUCGCCUGCGGGGGCGUUGAAGUCCCCAGCGCGUCUCUCCGAAUCACCGAAACCGUCAUCCGCUUCCUCAUCGGCAAGUUCUGAUCCCUCGGUCAGGACAGGAAGAACAAGUGUGCCAUCAACGAGGUCAUCAACUUCAUCGUUCAGCUCCACUGCAAACGCUGCGAACAUGAAACUGAGCUUGCCCAAGGACAAUUCAAAUAAGAGGGAGGACUCGGCAAAUUCAAGUACAUCAAGCGAUACCGCACGGGCACCGAGCGCUUCAGGGUCGCCCCCACGGACAUCCCCGCCUCUUGCUGGGCAACCACCCUUGUAUUCUAUACUGGUGGUCUGCCCCUUGGCAAUGAGUCGCGACGCAACAGUCAAACACAUCGAGAUGACAGUACCGAAGGCGAUUCCGGCUCAAAUCACUGCCAGGGAAUCGAUUGAAGAAUGCCGAAGAAUGAUUUCUGGGGAAGAUCCCGUCAUCUUCACCCAUAUUGUGCUGGUCCUUCAUGAAUCAAAAGACGUCAUUGAGUUCAUUGAUCAAGUGUUCCAUUCGCAGGCGCAUUCCGGCACUUCGGUCAUCAUCAUCUCGGACUUGGUGCAAAAGCGCGAAGUCAUGGCCGAAGCGUCGGCACAUGACUACGACAAGUUGACUGACGACCGUCGACUGCGCUUCAUAUUCAAGCCUCUCAAACCAUCCAAGUUUGCGGUCAUCUUUGAUCCGCGGAAGGAAAGGGAGAUCAGCACGGACCGGAACGAGAAUAGUGCGCAGCAAGUGGCUGUCAACCAGAAGAUGGUAUUCGAUGACAUGAAGCGACGACUCGGCAACAAGGGGCACCGGGUGCUCCUUGUGGAAGACAACAAGAUCAACCAGACGGUGCUCCUCAAGCUGCUCAGCAAGACGUCAAUCAACGUCGAAACGGUGCUUGACGGCGUCGAAUGUACGGACAAGGUUUUCGCGAAUGACCAUGGAUAUUACUCCAUCAUCUUGUGCGAUCUUCACAUGCCGAACAAGGAUGGUUAUCAGACCUGCAAGGAGAUCCGGCAGUGGGAGAAGAAGAACAGUCAUCCGCACCUGCCGAUCAUCGCACUGUCGGCGAACGUUCUGGGGGACGUUUAUUCUAAGUGCGUGGAAGCCGGAUUCAACUCGUACGUGACGAAGCCGGUGGAUUUCAAGGAGCUCAGCGCGGUGAUGACCCGAUUUCUGGAUCCGCUGGAUCGAUCCAAACCUCACGAAUUCAUGCCGGCGCGCAAAGAGUGA
Messenger RNA from Diplodia corticola, 6084 nucleotides. Its product is annotated as hsp90-like protein. Gene Ontology annotation, biological process: phosphorelay signal transduction system; regulation of DNA-templated transcription; protein autophosphorylation. NCBI's taxonomy places the organism in Eukaryota, Fungi, Ascomycota, Dothideomycetes, Botryosphaeriales, Botryosphaeriaceae. Bases 1 to 6084 code for a protein of 2027 amino acids. The transcript has 3 exons. Gene Ontology annotation, molecular function: protein binding; histidine phosphotransfer kinase activity; phosphorelay sensor kinase activity. The record is from RefSeq and is a predicted model, not a curated record.